UUUCCAGAACAUCUUUUAAAAAUGCAAUUGUUGUGGGGUGCUAUAUUUCUGUUCGUAUUGGUGAUCGUGCCUCUGAGUAUCUCGAACGAUCAGCAUUGUCACGACCUGCUCUGUGCGAGCGUCGUAAGCAAAUGCGCCCUUACAGAGUCAUGCAAGUGCGAAAUCAACAGAGCGGCUGCAGAGUGCAGCUGCUGCCACAACUGCACCGCGUGUCUGGGCGCUGACUACGACAAGUGCUGCUCGUGUGUGGGUCUGUGCGACCGAACGAGUUCGAUGUCACUAGUGCGGGAGUCGCAGGUGGGCGACAUUGCCGAGCCUAUCGACACGUUGUUCAGGGCGAUCGCGUCUGCUCCAGACGAGUACAACAUGUGGACGUACUACACCUUCCCCAUCGACGACACGCUCGACGAACACGCGCGCAAGACGCAGCGUUCCAUCAGGAUCGAAGUUUUGCCGCAGAACGGGGUUGAACCUGUAGCAGGAGGACGUACCCAAGUAAACUGCACCGUAAUGUAUCACUCUCAGUGUAUCUCCGUCACCAAGUGCCACGACUACUGCAGCAGACGUGGCGCAGCCUCGUACAGAUAUUUCUUUGAUGGCUGCUGCGAAUGUGUCGGACUGUACUGCCUCAACUACGGGUUAAACGAAAGCAAAUGCGCCGAAUGUUCUCAGCCCAGUGAAGAAGCCGGGGAAAGUGAUGUCUACCCUGGCGACAAAAACAAGGACAACCUGACAUGAGCAAAGCAUUCUUUCAUUUGCUGUAACGAGUCGAAUAAAACUUAUUCGUGUAGUUAUUCUCAGUAGCCGGACUAAGUCUGCGAUUGUAUGAUGAUCUAGGUGUCAGGUUCGAAAUAAAUCUUAGCAUUUAAA
Messenger RNA from Hyalella azteca, 870 nucleotides. RefSeq names its product protein twisted gastrulation. The coding region runs from base 22 to 738 and encodes 238 amino acids. The transcript is spliced from 5 exons. The record is from RefSeq and is a predicted model, not a curated record. Gene Ontology annotation, biological process: regulation of BMP signaling pathway. NCBI's taxonomy places the organism in Eukaryota, Metazoa, Arthropoda, Malacostraca, Amphipoda, Hyalellidae.